This is a messenger RNA of Hibiscus syriacus, 951 nucleotides long. Its product is annotated as peroxidase 72-like. Gene Ontology annotation, molecular function: heme binding; peroxidase activity. The transcript has 5 exons. Gene Ontology annotation, biological process: response to oxidative stress; hydrogen peroxide catabolic process. The record is from RefSeq and is a predicted model, not a curated record. NCBI's taxonomy places the organism in Eukaryota, Viridiplantae, Streptophyta, Magnoliopsida, Malvales, Malvaceae. The coding region runs from base 1 to 951 and encodes 316 amino acids.
AUGGCUCAUUUUGGCUUUAUCACUGUUCUUUCUGUUCUUUCCAUUGCUCCCCUUUGUUUCUCCGGCAACACAUUAGGAGGAGGAUACCUCUACCCUCAGUUUUACGACCACUCGUGUCCGAAAGCUCGAGAGAUUGUAAAACACGUUUUGUCAAGGUCUUUAUAUAUUGCUGCCUCGCUGCUUAGGCUACACUUCCAUGACUGCUUUGUCAAGGGUUGUGCUGCAUCGAUCCUGCUGGACAGCAGUGGGACCAUAACUAGCGAAAAGAGGUCAAACCCAAACCGAGAUUCGGUCAGGGGAUUCGAAGUCAUCGAUGGGAUCAAAGCUGCAAUAGAGAAAGAGUGUCCUCACACAGUAUCAUGUGCUGAUAUCAUGGCACUAGCUGCUAGAGAUUCAACUGUUCUUACCAGUGGACCUAACUGGGAAGUCCCUCUUGGAAGAAGGGAUUCCAGUGGUGCAAGCUUGAGUGGCUCUAACAACAAUAUCCCUGCUCCAACCAACACAUUUCAAACAAUUCUCACCAAGUACUCGAUUGGGAGCCACACUACAGGCAAUGCUCGAUGUACCAGCUUCAGGCAGAGACUUUACAACCAAUCAGGGAAUGGAAAACCAGAUUACACACUUGACCAAUCAUAUAAUACUCGAUUGUGCACUGAUUGUCCGAGAUCCGGCGGUGACCAGAACCUGUUUUCCUUAGAUUUUGUGAGCCCUGUGAAGUUUGAUAACAGCUACUUCAAGAACUUGUUGGGUGACAAGGGUUUAUUGAACUCUGACCGAGUUCUGUUUACCAAAAAUGGUAUAUCAAGGGAGUUAGUGAAACAAUACGCUUACAAUCAGGAACUUUUUUUUGAACAAUUUGCCAAGUCCAUGGUUAAGAUGGGAAAUAUCUCACCGUUGACAGGUUAUAAGGGUGAGAUCAGAAAGAACUGCAGGAAGGUUAAUGCUCAUUAA